AUGCCUCCGGGACGCUCUGUCAGACAGCGAGUCGCUACCAAUGAGAACGACGAAAAUGCAACUGCAAAUGCUACGCGUAUGACGCGUGCAAAGGCCGCGGCUCUUGAUCUCGAUGUCACAUCUCAGCCGGCCAAACAGGCCCUUCAGUCCAAGAAAUCCGCAGUUAACGCGAAUCCUACCGCUCAAAGAAAGCGCGCCGCCCUUGGUGAUGUCAGCAACGUUGGAAAAGGGGAGGCCGCUGAAGGCAAGAAAACUGCUAGCAAAGUUGGUCUAGUCUCUAAGGCCGCACAACCUACGGGAAUUCAGAAGACCACUGCCCGUGCCACUUCAACUCGAUCUGCUUUGGCCGCCAAGGAGGCGAAAAAGCCCGAGGUGAAGCGAGCAGGAUCCGGUUCCGGUGCCCUUGGUACGACCCACAAGAGAAAAGUCACGUCAACAACAAUCAAGCAAGACGUCCUCUUAGAAGAGCCGGUUCGCAAGAAGGCCAACACAGUGAGCAACGAACCCGCGAAGCUCGAACGCUCGGAAACCAAGUCAUCCAAGUCGGAAAUCGCAGCCGAGAAGGCCGUUGAGAAAGAAGAUGCUUCCUCCAAGGAGGAAGCUGGUUUUGUGCUCCCCGAAGGUGUUAAGGAUUUGGAAGAAGAAGGUCUAGAUGACCCUGUGAUGGUGGCUGAAUAUGCCCAUGAGAUCUUCGAAUACCUCAAGGACCUCGAAUCCAAGUCGGUACCCAAUCCUGAUUACAUAAGACACCAGGACGAGCUGGAGUGGAAGACGCGAAGUAUUCUUGUCGACUGGAUGAUCGAAGUUCAUACCCGAUUUCAUCUCCUUCCCGAGACUCUCUUCCUCGCUAUUAACAUUAUCGAUCGAUUCUUGUCUCAGAAGGUUGUCCAACUAGACCGCGUUCAACUUGUCGGUAUUACAGCCAUGUUUAUUGCAGCCAAGUACGAGGAGGUGUUGUCCCCUCAUGUCAGCAACUAUAGAAUGGUAUCCGAUGACGGUUUCAGUGAUGCCGAGAUCCUUAGUGCAGAGCGGUUUAUCUUAGAGACAUUGAACUACGACUUAAGUUAUCCGAACCCCAUGAACUUUCUCCGACGAAUCUCAAAGGCAGAUGAUUACGAUAUUCAAUGUCGAACUAUUGGAAAGUUCUUGAUGGAGAUCAGUGUCGUCGACUACCGAUUCCUAGCAUACCGACCUAGCCAUGUUGCUGCUGGUGCCAUGUAUCUUGCUCGAAUGAUACUCGACCGUGGUGAAUGGGACCCCACCAUCGCCUACUACGCCGGAUACACGGAAGAAGAGAUAGAACCCGUGUUUGAGCUUAUGGUCGAUUAUCUGGCUCGUCCCAUUUGCCACGAAGCCUUCUACAAGAAGUAUGCUAGCAAGAAGUUUAUGAAAGCUUCGUUGAUUACGCGCCAAUGGGCCAGGAAGAACGCGCCUAUUUUUGGUAUCACGGACACAAAAUUAUCUGUGGACGACCUUUCGUCGCUGGAGCCGGAUUAUUAA
Messenger RNA from Daldinia childiae, 1500 nucleotides. Its product is annotated as G2/mitotic-specific cyclin-B. Gene Ontology annotation, cellular component: centrosome; nucleus; cyclin-dependent protein kinase holoenzyme complex. The record is from RefSeq and is a predicted model, not a curated record. The transcript has 4 exons. Gene Ontology annotation, biological process: G2/M transition of mitotic cell cycle; regulation of cyclin-dependent protein serine/threonine kinase activity. Gene Ontology annotation, molecular function: cyclin-dependent protein serine/threonine kinase regulator activity. Lineage: Eukaryota; Fungi; Ascomycota; Sordariomycetes; Xylariales; Hypoxylaceae. Bases 1 to 1500 code for a protein of 499 amino acids.